AUGGAGAAUCAAGUCUUUCCUCUGAAAUCCAUUAGUGCCACAUGGCUGAGCCCCAGCUCCCCUCCCUGGGUGGUGGACAUCACCCUGGGCCUUCUGUGUGGACUGGGGCUCUUCCUCCUGUUACUCCCCUGCCUCGGGGGAGAUCCAUCCCCACCACAGCUUGGGCAGGAAAGAAAUAUCAGGAAGAUGGGUGAGCACUGGUCCAGCCCCUCAAUCUUUCUUGUCUCCCAGCCUCCAGUGGGGAAGAGGGGGAGGCCCAGGAGCAGGAAGAAGAGCUGCGCUCUGAAAGCUUGUAGAGACUGCCGGAGGGAAUUGGAAGGGGCUCGGGACCUGAUUUUACUUCUGCAGAGCAACCUGGAGAAGCUCCCUGACAAGGGGGACUUUCAUCAGCUGUCAUAUUCAGACCCCCCGGGGGCGGUGUGCAAGCCACCACCUGCCAGAGCCCACCAGCCUCAUGGGGAGUGUAUGGAAGAUGCUUCUCCUGCCACCUUCUCCACAGUGGCUUCCCCAGCUCCCCUGGCCAAGCACCCUCCACCUCUGGCCUCCAACUUGUUACCAGGCCCGACGACCUUCCCAGUUUGUGCUGGAUCACACUCAUCGCUGAGUGCCUCCCAGCGGCCAGAGCCUUUGCUUCCCCUAGAAUGCCCUUCACCCCAGCCACGGGCGUUUUCCCUUCCUACACCACAGUCCCCUCCUCCUGUGGCCAGUCAUCUGCCUCCUCCUGACGCCAGCCUGGCUACCGCUCAGUGGAGCCCAGACAAGAAACAUCUAGAAGACGUCCUGAAAGUCCACUUGAGCAAGAAGUUGGGGCAGAUUAUGGAAAACAGGAUCCCUGUGAGUGUUCACCACUCCAGGCUUUCUAUUGACCAAGCCUUGGCCCCUCCUGAAAACUCAAACACACACACAGAAACUGGAAAUCUAGCAUCCUCAGAGGGUCGGGAAUCCUGCGAGGACACCUUGCAGGAACUUCUCCUUGACGCGGGCAGUCAACGUGUGCUGGAAGCACACAUUAAAAGGUUACAGGUGAGGCGCAGGUGGGGCCUACCCCUCAAGAUCAUCAAGACCAAAAAUCUAUUUAUGUUGAAAAAGGCUCAUCCCCUGCUUGUUCCACACUCCACUUUUCCCUCCCAGGCCACCUGUGAAUCUGGGGACAACUCCACAGCUGAAGUUCCCAAUUUCCCAGAAGAUCCUCGGGAAGAUCCAGGAGAGAAGGUGACCACAGAAAAGACAGUCCUCAACCUGACUGGUCCUCUCCCUGUCCCCUCACCUGUGGGUGAUGACCUCCAGAUGGACCUGAGAGGGACCCACUCUGGUGACAACUGUGGACACACAGAAGAUCCUGCCACUGUUCAGGAGGACAGGUGGCCUUCUCAGCCCCUCCCUUGCAGAACAUGGCACAGUGAGAUGGUCCUGGGGGCUGGGCAAGGCAGCCCAGAACAGAGUCCGAAUCCAGCAACGGCCAGGAAUGAGCUGAGGGAGGAAGAGGAGAGCGUGGCCUCAGGAGACCCCUGCAAUAGCCUAGCACUGCUGGAGCUCACUGUAGGGUCCCAAUCUUCAGGGGCCAAAGAGACCAUGGAGCCAAUGGAGGCCGAGGAAGAGAAGUCCCCUGCUUGGGAAGCCACCUUGGGAGCCAGUGUGAGGGCAGACUCCCACACCCUUAAUGUCAACCCGAGCUCAGGGUCUCUGGGGAACAGUAAAAGCUCCCUACCCACAACAAUUUAUGUCACCCAGGACCCAGAAGAGCUAUGCCUUAAUGCACGGAUUGUUAGUGAGUGUGAGCUGGCAGUGGAGGUGGAGCCAGAGAACCAGCCUCAAGGCCCUGCCCCCAACGUCUUCCUCCAAGACCGCACCACUGGCACCAUCCUUCAGGACUGUGCCCCUGAUGUUCUCGCCACAGACAUCUGGGCUUCUCAGCCCUCUCUGUCCACAGCGAGUCCCUUCUCAGCCCACAGCAAGUCCAGUGGCACUGUCGUCUACCUAGAGGUGUCUUGCCUCGUCAACCAGAUCACACUUCUCCCACUUUUCCUGCAUAACCCUGUGGGUAACGUGGCCAUCAUCUCGCUCUCCAUCCUGGAUGCUCAUCUCCGCACGGCCACGUACUUCUUCCUCAGAAACCUCUCCGUGCUUAACCUCUGCUUCACCACCAGCAUCGUGCCCCAGAUGCUGGUGAACAUGUGGGGAGAAAACAAGCAAAUCAGCUAUGCCGGCUGCAUGGUCCAGUACUGGGUGGCCUUGGCACUUGGUUCCACCGAGUGCGUGCUCCUGGCGGGAAUGGCAGUGGACCACUACAUUGCCGUUUGCUGGCCUCUGCGCUAUGCCUCCAUCAUGCACCCCAGGCUGUGUCACCUCCUGGUGGCAGCUUCCUGGUCCUCCGGCUUUGCCAACUCCUUCCUACAGUCCUCAAUGGCCACGGUGCUGCCUCGAUGUGGAAACCAGCACGUGGACCAUUUCUUCUGUGAGCUGCUGAUCAUUGUUAAACUCUCCUGUGUGGAUACUGGCCCAAAAGAGUCCAAAAUGUUUAUCGCCCGGCUGAUCAUCCUAGGCAUACCUGUCUCUAUCAUCCUGACCUCCUAUGUGUGCAUUGCCAGGGCAGUAGUGAAAAUGCGCUCAGCAGGAGGAAGGAAAAAGGCCUUUGGGACCUGCGCCUCCCACCUGAUAGUGGUCUCACUCUUCUAUAGGACCAUAAUGUUUUUGUAUCUGCAGCCAAAGGACAACUACUCCCAGGACCAGAGCAAAACAUUCGCGGUGCUCUACAUGAUCCUCACGCCCACCCUCAACCCCCUGAUCUACACGCUAAGGAACAAGGACCUGAAGAAAGCAGUCAGGAAGGUGACGGGGAAGGAGCAGGUGUAG
Molecule: messenger RNA, 2853 nt
Organism: Propithecus coquereli (Coquerel's sifaka)
Lineage: Eukaryota; Metazoa; Chordata; Mammalia; Primates; Indriidae
Product: spermatogenesis-associated protein 31E1
Exons: 7
Coding region: 1-2853 (950 amino acids)
Biological process (GO): G protein-coupled receptor signaling pathway
Cellular component (GO): membrane
Molecular function (GO): G protein-coupled receptor activity; olfactory receptor activity
Source: RefSeq, a predicted model, not a curated record